Messenger RNA from Cuscuta campestris, 2507 nucleotides. The record is from the annotation of a GenBank genome assembly. Lineage: Eukaryota; Viridiplantae; Streptophyta; Magnoliopsida; Solanales; Convolvulaceae.
CAGAGAUUUUUUGUUUCUGUUAUGUUAUUUGCCCGUCACCGGGAAAUUAGACUUCCUGGCCAAGGCUGUCCCCGGCGCCUCCUUCCCAAUGCUCUUCUCCUUCCGGAGAGCAAAAGCUUCAAGAUUUCACCUUUCAUCCGCCUUUCACCUCCUCAAACCUCCGGCUUUCCACCUCUCCACCGCCGCCGAACCCCACCGCACAAGCCCGACAGAACCCCUGACCAAACUAGAGCUCAAAGCGCUCGUUCUCUCCCACUGCAACCACGGCCGGUUCCACAACCUCCUCCGCGGCGUCGUCGCCUCUCCCUCCGUCCUCCUCGCUGCCUGCAACAGCCUCAGAUCCAAUGCGGAGCCGCUCGAUUUCGAUUCCGUCUCCGCCCGAUUCUUCUCCGUCGAAGAACUCGCGGCCCAAAUCUCCGAUGACCGGCUGGAAAUCGAGUCCUGCUGCCGCCAAAUCCCGCCGCCGGCGGGGAGAGGUAAGCCGCUUGUUCUUCCCAAUUUGAAGCUCAAAGUUGUAAUGGAAGCUAUCAGGAUGGUUCUAGAAGUCGUAUAUGAUGAUCGAUUCGUCACCUUCUCCUAUGGCGGCCGGGUCAAUUUGGGCCGGCACACUGCAAUUCGGUACCUGAAGAACUCAGUAGAAAACCCUAGCUGGUGGUUUACUGUUUCAUUCAAUCCCGAAAGAUUCGGGAUCAAUCAUAUAACCAGGCUUUGCUUAGUCAUAGAAGAGAAAAUCAAAGACAAACCCUUGAUUGAUUUAGUGAAGAGAUUGUUUCAAUCUCAAGCUAUUAGCAUUGAUUUUGGUGGUUUUUAUUUAGGCAGAGGGCUUCCCCAAGAAUGCAGGUUGAGCUCAAUCUUCAUCAACAUUUAUUUCAACUCGUUCGACAAGGAAAUUCAAGAAAUGAGGCAAAAAACAAAUCUUGAAAAUCCAAAUCUGAAACUUGGGAUUCGUUAUGGUACCACAUUCUAUAAGCCCCCAAAGAUAUACACAGUUAGGUACCUGGAUGAGAUUCUUGUGAUCACAUCUGGAACAAAGCCGAUGACAAUGGAUUUGAAAAGCCAUGUCGUCAAGAUUUUGGAGAAGAACUUGGGGUUGAGCAUCAACAAAGCUGAAACGGUCAUCCAUAGCCCUGUUUCUGAAAAGAUUGAUUUUUUAGGAAUGGAGCUUCAAGCUGUCACACCAUCUGUCCUACAUCCUCCAAUGUCAGAGAAGGCAAUGAGGGCAAGAAAAAAGCAUCUGAGGCAGAGAGAGGUUCAGCUCAUGGAACUGAGAAACCGGAGAGAGAUGAACAGGAAGAAGUUGGGAAUGAAGAUACUAACCCACUCCUUCAAGAAACUGAAGCGCAGCGAAGAUGGGUUCAAAUUCGACUUCCAGAUUGAAGAUGAAGUGAGACAAGUUUUCAAGAUAUGGUCAGAAGAAGUCGUGAAACAGUUUUUAGAAUCUGUUGAUGGUCGCUGGGAAUGGCACCGCCACCUGACUGCCGGUGAUUUUCUUUCAUUGGAAAGGAUCAGAGACAAACUACCCCAAGAACUCAUUCGCGCCUAUGAUGAUUUCCAAGAACAGGUUGAGAAAUUCUUGAAUCCCACCAAAGCCAAGAAGGCAAUAGAAAAGGAAGCAAGAAGAUUGGAGGAAGAAGAGGAGAGGAAGUAUUCCAAGAGAACAGUAGACGAUUUGACAAAGCUAUGCAUAAAAGCCGAUGCGCCGAUAGAAGCCAUAAGAAAAGCAGUCAAAAUGACUGGUUUCACGAACCACAUGGGCCGUCCCAGGCCAAUUAGUUCACUUGUAGGUCUUGAAGAUGUGGACAUUGUCAAGUGGUACGCCGGAAUAGGGAGAAGAUGGCUUGAGUUCUUCUGCUGUUGUCACAACUUCAAGACNAAGCACGAGUCCACCAAGCGCGAAACCAUUAGACACUUCACCAAAGAUCUCAAGGUUUUGAAUGUCAAUGGAGACGAAGAAGUUCACUUCCCUGCAGAAAGGGAGGUGAAGACAAUGGGAGAUAAGGCAUUGUCGGAUCCAAACCCUGUGGAUGGGGCCCUCACUAUGGUCUGUUUGAGGUUGGCUUCCCAUGAGCCUUCGCUUCUCUGUUCGGCUCAUUUUUGCAACAGGGAUGAUACCACUGUCUACCGGAUACGGAUCAACCCGUUGGAUGAAAAUGGGGUGCCCGGAAUGAGCUCGGUUCACUGUAGCUUGAACGGGAAGUGUCUCCCGUUAUGCCCUGUCCACAUAAGUGAACUGUACUUGGGUAAAAUGAACCUUCAAGAUGUUGAUUGCAGCUUGGUUCUCAGUUUUUGAACUAAUGUAGCUUUGAUUCUUUGGGUUUCUGUCUCACAUAUUGAAAUGUAGUAAAAGUAGUGGCAGUGGCUGAAGGUGACAGUCAAAUUCUUCUAAUUUUUUGAAAUCAAAGGUCAAAAGAACCAUUGUGAUGUCCUACGUAUAAGGUUGUUUUCGAUAUAUUAUAUUGAAAAGCGAUGGUUACAACUUAUUCAAAAAAGAAAUAUUUAGAGCACGU